GUGAUCCCGAAAUCCCCUUUAUUCCCGAAAGAAAAGGUUACAACUAUUAUAAAUGUAACUUAACAACUGUCUCUUUCGCUGACCUGAGCUAUUGUUUACCCCUUGCAUUCUCAUAACGUCCGAAAAUGCCACAAUUACCAAACGGCCUCGUUGCCUUUGGGCCGAGCGCGAAUUGCACACUCGACCUUUGUCCUCUCGAAGCUAGCAUUCUCCAGUAUCAGCCCUCUCUAGCCGCCAGCGGGACCUUGAUUGGCAUCUUUAGUCUGAUUCUUAUUGUACAAGCUAUCCAAGGAAUAUGGACAUGCAGCUGGGGUUUCAUGUUCAGCAUGAUCUUUGGUUGCAUUCUCGAGAUCGCUGGAUACACAGGGCGCAUAAUAAUCCACGGGAACCCAUUCGAUUUUAACGGUUUCAUAACGCAAAUCGUCUGUAUCACUGUGGCGCCCAUCUUCUUCUGUUCUGCCAUCUACGUCUUGCUGUCUCAGGUAAUCAACCGAAUAGACUCGUCCAUCUCUCGCUUCAAGCCGCAACUCAUUUACUGGAUCUUUAUUCCCGUGGAUGUUAUAUCGCUUGUUUUGCAAGCUGCUGGUGGCGCGCUUUCAAGUGUCAGUACCACCCAAGACAACGUCCAAGUCGGUGUCAACAUCUCCUUAGCGGGACUUCUCUUUCAGGUUUUCACUCUUUUCUGCUUCUGCGCCUUGUUUGUCGACUACUUAACGACCUGCAAAAAGUCCCUGUCCUGGGUCAAUGUUGACAAGCCUAUGAAGAACUUUCUAUCUUUUCUAUUUCUGUCUUUCUUUUUCAUUCUUAUGCGCUGUGUCUACCGCAUUGUUGAAUUACACGAUGGGUAUUUCAGUCACUGGUUUAGAGAUGAGACUUUGUUCAUUUGCCUAGAAUCGGCUAUUAUGUGUUUGGCGGCAACCUGUCUGACUAUCGGCCAUCCAGGGCCGGUUCUUGGCCGUACAAAAGGAACAGAUUGCCUUGGCUAUGAGUUAAAUUAAGAGUCCUGCGGACCUGAAUAGAUUGUGUACUAAAACCGCCGUUCGGGGGCAAUAUGUAACUUAGUGUACGAUAGAAUAUAGAUUACCC
Ilyonectria robusta is the source of this 1086-nucleotide messenger RNA. Its product is annotated as parasitic phase-specific protein PSP-1. The transcript has 4 exons. Bases 126 to 998 code for a protein of 290 amino acids. Lineage: Eukaryota; Fungi; Ascomycota; Sordariomycetes; Hypocreales; Nectriaceae. Gene Ontology annotation, cellular component: plasma membrane; fungal-type vacuole. The record is from RefSeq and is a predicted model, not a curated record.